UCCUGGUCCGGGGCCGCGUGCGGGGCUGGUGCGGCGGCUGCUCGCCAUGGCGCAGGCGGCCAAGCAGCUCAAGAAGAUCAAAGACAUCGAGGCGCAGGCCUUGCAGGAGCAGAAGGAGAAGGAGGAGUCCAACCGCAAGCGCAGGAACCGCUCGCGGGACCGCAAGAAAAAGGCUGAUGCUGCGACCAGCUUCUUACGGGCGGCACGAUCUGGAAACUUGGACAAGGCUCUGGACCACUUGAGGAAUGGUGUGGAUAUUAACACCUGCAACCAGAAUGGGUUGAAUGCUUUGCACCUGGCCUCCAAGGAGGGACAUGUGAAGAUGGUGGCUGAGUUGCUGCACAAGGAAAUAAUUUUGGAAACCACCACCAAGAAAGGGAACACGGCCUUGCACAUCGCUGCCUUGGCAGGACAAGAGGACGUGGUGAGGGAGCUGGUGAACUUUGGGGCAAAUGUCAAUGCACAGUCCCAGAAAGGCUUUACGCCUCUGUACAUGGCAGCGCAGGAGAAUCACCUGGAAGUGGUCAAGUUCCUGCUGGAGAAUGGCGCCAACCAAAACGUUGCCACGGAAGAUGGAUUCACACCUCUGGCUGUGGCUCUGCAGCAGGGCCACGAAAAUGUGGUGGCUCACCUGAUUAACUACGGGACCAAGGGCAAAGUGCGGCUGCCAGCACUGCACAUAGCUGCACGCAAUGAUGACACUCGGACGGCGGCUGUGCUCCUGCAGAACGACCCCAAUGCGGACGUCCUGUCCAAGACUGGUUUUACCCCACUGCACAUUGCUGCACACUACGAGAACCUCAACGUGGCCCAGUUGCUACUGAACCGAGGCGCAAGCGUCAAUUUCACUCCCCAGAAUGGCAUCACCCCACUGCACAUCGCCUCCCGCCGGGGCAACAUCAUCAUGGUGCGCCUGCUGCUGGACCGGGGAGCCCACAUCGAGACUCGCACCAAGGACGAGCUGACACCGCUGCACUGCGCCUCCAGGAAUGGGCAUGUGCGGAUUGCGGAAAUCCUGCUGGAUCACGGUGCUCCCAUCCAAGCAAAGACCAAGAACGGCCUGUCCCCCAUCCACAUGGCCUCCCAGGGAGACCACCUGGACUGUGUGCGACUUCUGCUGCAGUACAAUGCUGACAUCGACGACAUCACGCUGGACCACCUGACGCCACUGCACGUGGCCGCCCACUGUGGCCACCACCGAGUGGCCAAAGUCCUGCUGGAAAAGGGGGCAAAGCCCAAUGCUCGGGCGCUGAAUGGCUUCACCCCUCUGCACAUCGCCUGCAAGAAGAACCACAUCCGGGUGAUGGAGCUCUUGCUGAAGACGGGAGCCUCCAUUGAUGCUGUCACCGAGUCUGGGCUGACCCCUCUCCAUGUGGCCUCCUUCAUGGGGAACCUCCCCAUCGUCAAGAUCCUGCUGCAACGAGGAGCCUCUCCCAAUGUUUCCAACGUGAAGGUGGAGACCCCCCUACAUAUGGCAGCCCGGGCUGGGCACACGGAAGUGGCAAAGUACCUGCUGCAGAACAAGGCCAAAGUCAAUGCCAAGGCCAAGGAUGACCAGACCCCCCUGCACUGUGCGGCCCGCCUUGGCCACUGCACAAUGGUGAAGCUGCUGCUGGAGAGCGGCGCCGACCCUAAUCUGUCCACAACAGCCGGGCACACGCCCCUGCACAUCACAGCGCGCGAGGGCCACCUCGACUGCGCCUGCGCCCUCCUGGACAAGCAGGCUUCACAGACGGUCAUGACCAAGAAAGGAUUUACCCCUCUGCACGUUGCUUCCAAAUAUGGGAAAGUGGAUGUCGCCAAGGUGCUGCUGGAGCACAAUGCCCAGCCCAACGCAGCGGGGAAGAAUGGCCUCACGCCCCUGCACGUCGCUGUUCACCACAACAACCUGGACAUUGUCAAAGUGCUGCUGCCCAAAGGAGCAUCCCCGCACAGCGUGGCCUGGAACGGAUACACCCCCCUGCACAUUGCCGCCAGGCAGAACCAGAUGGAGGUGGCCAGCAGCCUGCUGCAGUAUGGCGCCUCCGCCAACGCUGAAUCCACGCAAGCUGUGACCCCGCUGCACCUGGCGGCCCAGGAAGGCCACUCCGAUAUGGUGGCCCUUCUCCUCUCCAAGCAGGCCAAUGGCAACUUUGGCAGCAAGAGCGGCCUCACCCCCCUCCACCUGGUGGCUCAGGAGGGGCAUGUCCAAGUGGCAGACGUCCUCCUCCGGGCCGGAGUUCGAGUGGAUGCAACAACGCGGAUGGGCUAUACUCCGCUGCACGUGGCUUCUCACUACGGGAACAUCAAACUGGUGAAGUUUCUGCUGCAGCACCAAGCGGAUGUCAAUUCAAAGACCAAGCUGGGAUACACUCCUCUGCACCAAGCGGCCCAGCAAGGGCACACCGACAUCGUGACCCUCCUGCUCAAGCAUGGUGCCUCGCCCAACGAAGUCAGCUCGAAUGGGGCCACACCUCUGGCCAUUGCCAAGCGUCUGGGCUACAUUUCUGUGACCGAUGUGCUGAAAAUUGUCACUGAUGAGUCCAGCUUCUUGUCAUUCAGUGACAAGCACCACAUGAGUUUACCAGAGACGGUGGACGAGAUCCUGGAUGUGUCCGAGGACGAAGGCACGGCUCACAUAACUCUCCUGGGCGAUGAGUUGCCCGCUACAAAGCCACAGAAGCGGGACUUCCAGUAUCAGGAGGAUGAGAGAGAAAUUGUGGAGUUUGUCCCCAAACUGGACCACACGAGGGAAGAGUCUCCCGCCAUCCCACGAAUCCCGUGUGUGACGCCUGAGACGGUCCUGAUCCGACCCGAGGAGCCAGAACAGGCUUCCAAGGAAUUUGACGAGGAGUCUCUCAUCCCAAGCAGCCCUGCCACAGAGACCUCCGACAACAUCAGCCCUGUGGCCAGCCCAGUCCACACAGGAUUCCUCGUCAGUUUCAUGGUGGAUGCUCGUGGCGGGUCCAUGCGUGGGAGCAGGCACAACGGCCUCCGCGUCAUCAUCCCACCCAGGACGUGCGCAGCACCCACACGCAUCACCUGCCGCCUGGUCAAGCCCCAGAAACUGCAGGCCCCACCUCCUCUGGCCGAGGAAGAAGGGUUGGCCAGCAGGAUCAUUGCCCUGGGCCCUGCCGGAGCACAGUUCCUCAGCCCUGUAAUCGUGGAGAUCCCUCACUUUGCCUCGCACGGCCGCGGUGACAGGGAGCUGGUGGUUCUGCGCAGUGAGAAUGGAUCCAUAUGGAAGGAGCACCGCAGCCGCUAUGGGGAGAGCUACUUGGACCAGGUCCUCAAUGGCAUGGAUGAAGAGCUGGAGAGCCUCGAGGAGCUGGAGAAGAAGAGGAUUUGCCGCAUCAUCACCACGGAUUUCCCUCUUUACUUUGUGGUCAUGUCUCGCGUGUCCCAGGACUGUGACCUGAUUGGCCCAGAGGGUGGCUGUCUGCAGAGCACGUUGGUGCCUCUGGUCCAGGCCACAUUCCCAGAAACAGCAGUCACCAAGAAGGUCAAGCUAGCUCUGCAGGCGCAGCCGGUGCCAGAUGAGCUGGUGACAAAACUUCUGGGGAACCAGGCAACAUUCAGCCCCAUAGUGACAGUGGAGCCACGCCGCAGGAAAUUCCACCGCCCCAUUGGGCUGCGCAUCCCCCUGCCCCCUUCAUGGAGGGAGAACCCCCGGGACAGUGGGGAGGGCGAUACAACCAGCCUGCGGCUCCUCUGCAGUGUCAUAGCAGAUUCAUACCCUACCUUGCAAUCAAUUGAUUCUCAAGGCGACUUACAAGUAACAGGAGGAACAGCCCCAGCACAAUGGGAGGACAUCACAGGGACCACAAAGCUUGUCUAUGCCAACGAGUGUGCAAACUUCACCACCAAUGUUUCUGCCAGGUUCUGGCUGGCAGACUGCCCGUGCACAGCCGAAGCCAUCCAUUUUGCUAUGCUGCUUUACAAAGAGCUGGCGGCUGUGCCCUACAUGGCCAAGUUCGUGGUGUUUGCCAAAAUGAACGAGGGCCGUGAGGGCCGCUUGCGCUGCUACUGCAUGACCGACGACAAAGUGGACAAGACGCUUGAGCAGCAUGAAAACUUCACUGAAGUGGCACGCAGCCGGGACAUUGAGGUGGUGGAGGGGAUGCCCCUGCACACAGAGCUUUCUGGGAACCUGGUGCCCAUCAAGAAGGCCACCCAGCAGCGCAGCUUCCUGUUCCAGUCAUUCCGGGAGAACCGCCUGAUCAUCCCUGUCAAGGUGCGAGACAGCAGCCGGGAAGCCAGCGGCUCCUUGUCCUUCCUCCGCAAAGCCAUGAAGUACGAGGAGCUCCAGCAUGUCCUCUGCCACCUGAACAUCACAAUGCCGCCCUGUUCCAAGAGUUCUGGCAGUGAGGAGCGAAGGAGAACGCUGACGCCGCUAGCCUUGCGUGAGAGAUACAGCCUCCCCAGCGACAGCACCCUGGGCUCAGUAAGCAGCACAGAGAAGGACAGAACAGACAUGAAGAUGGCUGUCAUUGCAGAGCAUUUGGGCCUCAGUUGGGCUGAACUGGCCCGGGAGCUGCAGUUUGGUGUGGAUGACAUCAAUAGGAUCCGUGUGGAGAAUCCCAACUCCCUUCUGGAGCAGAGCCUGGCCCUGCUGAACCUGUGGACCAGCCGUGGCGGCCAGAGUGCCAACAUGGAAAACCUGUACACGGCUCUGCGCAACAUAGACCGCAGUGAGAUCAUCAACAUGCUGGAAGGCUCCUCCCGGCAAAGUCGUAGCCUGAAGGGAGACAAACGCUACUCCAAUCGGGAUUACUCCCUGUCGCCCUCCCAGAUGAAUGGUUAUGCUUCGCUGCAGGACGAGCUGCUCUCCCCCGCCUCCCUGCAUUACUCACUGCCUUCCCCGCUGCGCGCUGACCAGUACUGGAGCGAGGUGGCCGUCAUGGAUGCCGUCCCCAUGGCCGCCAGCGAGCAGGACGCCCUCAUGGAGAUGUCCGACAUGCAGGUGUGGUCCUCGGGGCUGACGCCCUCGCUGGUGACUGCCGAAGACUCCUCGCUGGAGUGCAGCAAGGCCGAGGACUCGGACGCCACGAGCGAAGGCCGGUUCCCGGGGCAGCUCCUGGAGGACGCGCAUGGCCCCGACCCGCUGGGCUCCAUGGACCUGGUGGAGGACGACACAGUGGACUCAGACGCCAUGAAUGGCCUGAUGGACAUGCUAGAGCAGGAGGAAGGCCAGCAGAGGGUGCAGGCCCGCAUCACCGAGUCGCCUACUGUCAGUCGGGUCAUCGACAAGGGCAAAGAGAGGCGGGGCAACUGGGCCGUGGAGAGCACCUUCAUCUCCAGUCUGUCGGACCUGCCCAAGGGGGUGUCCUUGAGCCCCCCGGCGCUGCGGCAGUCGGUGCCCUACAGAGUGCGGGGCCGGGAGAGGGAGAGGCCGGAUCACACCCGGAUGGACUCCUCGGAGGAGAGGGAGUGGGGGCUCCAGCCUGGGAGGCGGCAGGGCCUGGCUAAGUGGCUGGAGGAAGCUGACAGCAGCAUAUUUGGACAAACACAGGGGAAUGAAGCGCUGGAUAUUCCAGGGGAACAAGUGACCGAGGAGCAAUUUACAGAUGAGCAGGGCAACAUUGUCACAAAGAAGAUUAUCCGGAAGGUGGUGCGGCGGCUGGAAACGGAUGGGACAGGCGACGCACGGCAGCACGAAGAGGAGGAGGCUCAAGGGAGUGUCUCAAGAUCGGAGCUUCUCGGGGGCAGGAUGGGGGCUCAGAUAGUGAAACGAGCCAGCCUGAAAAGGGGGAAGCAGUGACACCCCUCACCCCCCACCCCUCGAGUGGCCUCUUUGGAGGGCUUCACCUCGACACCAAUCCACUGACCUCCACCUCCCUCUUGUGCCCCCACGAUGGCCAGGCGAGCGGAGCCACGAGCUCACUGGGGCAGGGCUGGCUCUCCAUGACUCUUUAGGUUACAUGGCAUGAUUUCCGUAAGAGACCUAACUUUACUGUCUUAUUCGCAUGACCGACCGACUGCAGACGCAUGAGCUACAGUUCUUCCUCCUGACCUAAAGCCCGGACCGAGGAGGGGAAGCCGUGCGGGGGCGCCUGCUUCCCGGAGCCCUCUUCUUCUGACGCAGCAGGGAAGGAGUCAGCGGGAUGGCACUCAGCGGCCCAUCCACCCUCGCCCAGCCCUCCCUCAUGCCCAGCCUUCGGUCCAGGUCUGCAGGCCUAGGAGAUGGGAAGCAGAGCAGGGCUGCCCAGGGGGAGAGAAACCCGCCCCCCGGCUGUUCCUGCCCAGUUCGGGUGGAAAAGCGCGGCCUGGACAGUGGCUCAAACCUUGUGUAUACAAUGCGAACAGAUACCUACUAUGCAAACACAAAUAGGGACGUUUGGCAGGAUGGCAUUGGCGCGGCUCCCCGAGAAGCCUCCCCGGGCUGCCAGCCCACAGCGGGACGGAGGCAGGGAGUGCUAAGGAUGGGGCCAGGCCGAGCAGAUCUCCCAGGCUCAUAUCUCUCUCUCUUGCAAAGACACACACACACAUUCGGGGGGCGGGGUGAGCGGUGGAUGGAAGAAGAGAGGGGGGAGGAAGGGCUAGUGCAUGAGCCUCUGCCAGUCCACUUGUGCCAGGCCCACGGGCACCAAACCCUCGGGCUGGAAGAGCGCAGCGUCCUGCUUGCGUCCGAUGCCCGGCUCCACCCAGCACAAUCUGUCGCUCAGGAGAGGUGCAGAGCUGCGUUGCAACCUUACCUGCGUUUCUACACUAGGGAGGACCCGCAAAGGCCUCCCAACUCAGCACAGACGUGGCACCUGCCAAAGUUUCCUGGACCACUUCUAGCUGGGGAGUAGCUGAAUCUCCCCCCCCCCCCCGCAAACCCACUUACACACUCCCACACCAAGUUCCAGGAUGAAUAAAGGGAAGAGCAGCGCACUCUGGGCCUUUUUUCCCUGCCAGAGGAUGCUCUACUGCCCCCUCCCUGCCCCUUGGUGCUUGGGGAAUCCUCCCCCUCCCCAUGACACUUCUUCCAGCCAAGCCAGAAGCCUGGGACUCCUUCCUUGAGCAAAAGGUUGAUCCUUUUAGGAGGCAUCUGCCCUGGGAUUCCAAAGAGAGCGGGGGGGGGAGUUGGUGGGGAGUUAUGCUGGCUGGUUGCCAUGUGACUCCCCCCCCCCCUUUGGACCCAGAAGAGGUGACAAGGGGCACCUGCUUCCUGAGAAAUGCACAAGUUCAGCUCUUUCCCCCAGGGACCCCCCCUUCCAGGCCUUUGGUGCUGUUGCUGCCACCCCAUAUGCAGCAGCCCUGGGUCGUUGACACCCCCCCAAGCAAUCUGGGGCUGGGCAAGCAUGUGGGUCCCACUCUCAUGCACAAGGGGCAGAGUGAUGGGGCGAGGGAAGGGAAGCUGGGGAAAGACCCAAGAAUGUGGUCCAGGCAUCUCCACAGAAAGUAUCAAGAGCUGCCCCAGUGACUAUCAUGCAAAGUACACACAGCAACCCCCCCCCCACCACCUUCAUGCAACAUGUGCCCUGUAUGCCCGCCCGCCCCAAAUUGCUGACACAGCCUUUGCCAUAGACUCUAGCGUGGGCCCCCCCAUGCUUUGGCCUCCUGUAGUGCGUAGGAAAAUGAGCUGCGAACUGUGCCCCCCUCGCCUGCCUGCGGGGCGACGCUUUGCCCGCUGAUUGCUAGUAGGAGCUGUAGGGGAGGGUGAUGCCUAGAGAAUGCUGCCGUCUGCACUCUAGAUGCUUUUUAGAAGUUUAUGAGAUUACUUUUAGUUUCUUUUUUAUUGUUAUGGGAAUUUUUGAGCCUUUUGGCUCCUCCUCCUCCCCUCCCUCUUCCUCCCCACCUCCAUCCCUCACCCCUGAUGUAUAGACCAUCCUCCCUUGUCCACCUGCUACCAGAAUCCAAGUUAAUAAAGAAACCAACACCA
Molecule: messenger RNA, 7846 nt
Organism: Podarcis raffonei (Aeolian wall lizard)
Lineage: Eukaryota; Metazoa; Chordata; Lepidosauria; Squamata; Lacertidae
Gene: ANK1
Product: ankyrin 1
Exons: 46
Coding region: 47-5740 (1897 amino acids)
Biological process (GO): signal transduction
Molecular function (GO): protein binding
Source: RefSeq, a predicted model, not a curated record